AAGAAAUCUCAAUAAUGUGACUGAUAUCUGAGCAGUAAGGACUGUAACUGCCUCAUUUCUUUCUUACACAGGUUUUUUAAGAUGCUUCUCAUAGACGGAAAGUAUAAGCCAGUUGCUCAGAUGCUGUUUUCCUCAGGAUCUUGCCCGCGUUGUGUACUUCGCUUCUGCUGUGUUGAUUCCACAGCUCCCUACCGUCUUCCGUACAAGGAUCUGGUUUGUGAACUUCAGAACUACUUGGAGAUGAACCAUGAAGAUAUAGCCGAUUUAGUCGGUGGCCCACCAUGCAAGAGAGCCAAGCUUGAAGAAACGGCUAAGUGUACAGGCGACAGAGAAUCAAUCAAUUCCCCAGAACCCGAGCACGGGGAUGACUCUCAAAGUCCGAGAACUUGUAAUUUGUGCCUGGGGGUUCUUCAGCAUCUCUGUGAAGUGGAGUCUGUUAAAAAGAUUUUUGAGAAAGUGAAAAAUGCUGGUUAUGAAUUCAAAGAUUUUGUGUUUUCUGUGUCUUUACCUGCUCAGCUGUCUGUUCGAGAGCAUUCUGCAUGGCUUCAAGCAAAACAGGAAAUGGGAAAACACGGUUAUUGUUUGGAGAAGGCAGCCAUUAUCCAACUGAAGGAAGCUUACAAGUGGAUUAUCCAUCCUCUUAUUUCAGAAGAAUUUGGGGUUCAAGCUCUGAGCAAGAGUGUGUUUGAAGUCGCCGUGGUGUUUGCCCACCCAGAAACCGAUUCUGACUGCCACUUCCUAGCAUCGGCAUGCAAAGACUGUUUCAAACAGACUAAGAAUAAGCAGUCUGUUUUCACCAGAAUGGCAGUUCUGAAGGCUUUAGACAAGAUAAAAGAAGAGGAUUUCCGUGUACUGUUUCCAUACCCCCUACAGUGUCCAGAGACAGUAUGUCAACUUGUGGAUAUCCAGUGCAGUCAUUCUUCUGUUUUCGUGGCCGGCAUAUAUAACAAAUACUCAAGAACUUUGCCUCAAACACCAUGGGUUAUCGAUGGGGAGAGGAAGAUGGAAUCUUCCGUGGAGGAGCUGAUAACGGACCACCUGAUGGCUGUAUUUAAAGCAGAAAGUUUCAACUUUUCAUCCUCUGGAAGAGAAGAUGUUGAUGUUCGAACCCUAGGGAAAGGAAGACCUUUUGCGAUUGAACUUGUGAAUCCUCACCGAGUCGAGGUCUCUCUGCAGCACAUGAAGGAACUACAGCAGAAAAUAAACAAUUCAGAUAAAAUCAAAGUUCGGGAUCUACAAAUUGUCAACAGAGAAGCAGUGGGGCAUAUGAAAGAAGGAGAGGAAGAGAAGACCAAGUGUUACAGUGCCUUAAUAUGGACAGAGAAAGCAGUCCGGGAAGAAGAUCUCAAACUGUUAGAUAGUAUGGAGGAAUUGAAAAUAGACCAGAAAACUCCUCUACGGGUUCUUCAUCGCCGCCCUUUGGCUUUAAGGCCUCGAAUCAUCCACACAAUGAAAACAGAGUAUAUGGAUGAGCACCACUUCCGCCUGUAUUUAAAGACUCAAGCAGGGACCUAUAUAAAAGAAUUUGUACACGGGGACUUUGGAAGAACCAAACCAAAUAUAGGUUCCAUACUGCAAACCACAGCGGACAUUCUGGAGCUUGAUGUAGAGUCUGUCGACAUUGAUUGGCCUCCUGCCCUGGAUGAUUAAUCUCCAGAAUCCAGAGACGGUUACUAAACCUGCGUCACAUGGAAUGAAUGUGAAGCUCGACCCAUCCGUGGAUGAUGCAAGAUUCUGCAGAUCAUGUUGAUCUAACACUUUUUUUCAAUAAAAUUGUUUUGUUUAUUUUAGUUAGUAUGUUUACAGAAUAGAAUAACAUUAAUACAAGCUGUAAACAAUAUACUUCUUUUAUGGACAAUCUAGGCCAAAUAAAUCUAAGACCGACAUUCAGGUCAUACAUGCUUUUGAAGACAUCAAA
Molecule: messenger RNA, 1918 nt
Organism: Spea bombifrons (plains spadefoot toad)
Lineage: Eukaryota; Metazoa; Chordata; Amphibia; Anura; Pelobatidae
Gene: PUS10
Product: pseudouridine synthase 10
Exons: 17
Coding region: 82-1650 (522 amino acids)
Biological process (GO): tRNA pseudouridine synthesis
Molecular function (GO): pseudouridine synthase activity; RNA binding
Source: RefSeq, a predicted model, not a curated record